Molecule: messenger RNA, 1352 nt
Organism: Rhodamnia argentea
Lineage: Eukaryota; Viridiplantae; Streptophyta; Magnoliopsida; Myrtales; Myrtaceae
Product: auxin efflux carrier component 5-like
Exons: 5
Coding region: 98-1198 (366 amino acids)
Biological process (GO): auxin polar transport; auxin export across the plasma membrane
Cellular component (GO): plasma membrane; endoplasmic reticulum
Molecular function (GO): auxin efflux transmembrane transporter activity
Source: RefSeq, a predicted model, not a curated record
GCAUAUCGAUCAUCCCUACAACAAAUCUUUCACAUAGAUCCCUCAUCACCAACCUCCACGACAAGAACUUCGAGCAUCAUCAUCAUCAUCGGAAAGGAUGAUGUUAGGGUGGGACGACGUGUACAAGGUGGUCGUGUCGAUGUUCCCGCUGUACGUGGCGCUCAUGCUCGGCUAUGGCUCCGUCAAGUGGUGGCGCCUCUUCACCCACGAGCAGUGCGACGGCAUCAACCGCUUCAUCGCCCUCUUCAUCCUCCCCCUCUUCGGCUUCGAGUUCACCGCCCACAUGAAUCCGUACGCCAUGAACUUCGGCCUCCUCGCCGCUGACGCUCUGUCCAAGCUCACCACCCUCGCGGUCCUCGCCCUCUGGGGGAGGUUCAGCAGCCGGGCGAGCUACAGCUGGUGCAUCACCACGUUCUCGCUGUGCACCCUGACGAACCUGCUCAUCGUCGGCGUGCCGGUGAUGCGGGCCAUGUACGGCCAGUGGGGGGUCGACCUGGUGGUCCAGCUGUGCAUGCUGCAGUCCCUGGUUUGGAUCCCUCUGCUUCUCCUGUUUCUCGAGUUCCGAAAGACGAGGGUGACGGAUUUGGCCGCUCCUCCGUCUUCUCCUCCUCCCGAAAACAACGGUGUCGCUGAUGAAGACAGGGACGUAGAGACGAGUGCUGCGGAUGCAAGUGAAGGCGGUGACGAUCAUCCUGAGAAGAGGAGCUAUUGGUCAUUCGCAAGAGUGGUGUGGAUGAAGAUGGCCACGAACCCUAACGUGUAUGCCAAUGUUCUCGGCCUCGCUUGGGCUCUCAUGGCUAGCAGGUUCAAAUUCACUAUGCCGAGCAUCAUGGAAGGUUCGGUUGAGAUCAUGUCGAAAGCGGGGACGGGCACGGCCAUGUUCAACAUCGGGAUAUUCAUAGCAAUGCAAACGAAGGUGAUAGCUUGCGGAACGGGACCCACGGUUCUAGGAAUGGUGUCGAGGUUCUUGGUUGGGCCCGCAAUUAUGGCCCUUUGCUCUCUUGCAGUGGGCUUGCAUGGGCCUGCUUUACGUGUCGCCAUCAUUCAGGCGGCACUUCCGCAGGCCAUAGCUUCGUUCGUGUUCGCCAAUGAAUACGGGUUGCAUGCGAACGUCCUCGGCCUUGCGGUGGUGUUUGGCACGGUGAUUUCCCUUCCGCUGCUGAUUGGCUACUACAUUGGCUUGGAAUAUGCAGCAUAAGAGCAGAGAUUGUUAAUUAAUUACUAAAUAAAGAUAUCGUUUGCUCGUGUAAAUUGAUUUUAUCUGAACUUGUUAUUCCAUUCAUGGUUUUAAUUUGUGCAAGUGCUCUAGAGCAAUGGAGAAACUGAAGAGGAAUUGAGAAAUCUAAAUGAGA